UACAGAACAAUAAUCUAUUUUGCCUUAAAUGGGUAAACGUUAAGAUAAAAAUACUGCAAGCACUCAUCAGCGGUGGCAGUAACAGCAGAGUGGUGCUUCAUGCGGUGCAACUAACUCAUAACUUCAGCAUCCUGAUUGGAUUCUGACCUCGGGUUCUCUCCGUGUGGAGUCUGCCUGCACAUCCGACACAGGGAGUCUCUGGGAUCUUCCCAUAUCAAAGACUUACGGCUGGCUGAGUGCGGGUCAGACAGCCGCCUGAGUUCGGAGUGCGAUGGAGCAGCCCCGACUGACAUUUGUGAAGAUUGGAGCAUUCCUUUUGUUUUAUUUGAUUCUCCGAUUUGAUCUGUGCACUGCUCAAAGGCUGGUGAAAUUACAGGAAGGACCCCUAAUUCGAGCUGAAGGACGUCACAUAACGAUUCAGUGCACUGUGAGCGGAACGCAGCAGUCUCAAGAGCAGAACUUUGAGUGGUCUAUCACCCUUCCAAAUAAACCUAAAUUUCAAAUCCAAAUUAUCAGCACUCAAGAUUCCGACUACACUUAUGCCUUGUACAAAGACAGAGUGGCGGCUAAGGAGAUCUACGUAGAGAGAAUCGGAAGUGACUCUGUGCAGUUACACAUAACUAAUCUGCAGAAAACUGAUGAAGGACAGUACGAGUGUUACACUCCCAACACCGACAGUAUAUACUGGGGAACCUAUAGUGCAUUCGUGAAUUUGACAGUUAUUCCAGACACGCUCAGUGCAACAUUGGUUCCUCAAGUCAUAAAUAAAGUAGAAGGUGAUCCUUUGGAACUGGUCUGUGAAGUAUCUAAAGAAACAACGUACCACACACAUGUGUCCGUCUCAUGGUACCUACAGAAAGAUGGUCAGAAUAUCAGAGUUAUCUCUCUGACAAGAGAUUUCGUCCUAAGUGCUGGAGAAUCAUAUAAGCAAAGAUGGGCACAGGGAGAUGUGCGACUGGACAAGGUUGGGACCACUUCGUACAGACUCACUAUCCACAAACUGCAGAUGUCCGAGCAGGGGCAGUUUUACUGCCACAGUAUAGAGUGGAUCCAAGACCCAGACAAGACCUGGCAGGCACUGACUGAAAAACAAACCAAAAAUAGCACAGUGAAUGUUAAAAGCAUGGGUAAAGAGUUUCUUGUUCUAAUUAAAGCAGCCAAUGUCAAUAUUAAUGUAGGAGGCUCACUGGAGAUAGCCUGUACAGUUGAAGCUCAGAAUACUGCGCAGCGUUUCUUCUCAGUGACCUGGUUCUUGAACAAUAAUGAGAUGGUUCGUAUUGGACCAAAUGCAGUUCUGUCUUUUCAUGGAGAAUAUGGAACGAGAGAAAAUUCUGGAAUGGUGGCUGUCAGAAAGAAAACUGAAGGGGAAUACGUUCUGAAACUUUAUCAGGUUCAAGUGGAUGACAGUGGGAAAUAUCACUGCCUCGUGGAGGAGAGUGAGGCAGCCGUGUCAGGAGCGUUCUCUUCCAAGAAGUCCAAAGAGAUUGAAAUUACUGUUCAACGGCCAGAAGCCAAUCUUAAUGUGGCGAUCACCAGUAAUACCACUGAAAUUUUGGAGGGUGGCUUUCUUCAGUUUGCCUGCAAUAUUCAUUCAGAAGCAGCAGGCCGUGGCCAGUUCUCUAUUGUUUGGCAGUUCAAAAACAAACAGAACAUAAAGAGUGACAUAAUCGAAAUGAACAGGAAUGGUGUUCAAGUUGCUGCUGAACCCUAUCGUGAGCACCUCGUUCAUGGUGACGUCAGGAUGGCAAGAGUGGGAUCGGAUGUUUUCACUUUGGGAAUUUAUAAUGCACGCACUUCAGAUGAAGGACUGUAUUCUUGCAAAGUUACGGAGUGGGAAGUAAAGUCCAACCAAAACUGGCGUUUAAUUGGAGAGUACGAAAGCAGUGAUAAGGCAGUGGCUAUUAAAUCUCUUGGUAGCAUCUUUAAAGUUACUGCUGUGACCCGCACACCAACUGCAAUAUAUUAUGGUACAUUUGAACUCCAGUGUAUAAUUCGGCCUUUAAGCCUCAGUCAUCUGCCAACAACCAUAUCCUGGAAAUUCCAACCUACUAAUUCGAAUGACAGCUUCCACCUCGUUACUUUCAACCGUGACACUGCGAUUACGUGGGGAGAGGAGGGAGUGAAUUUCAAAGGGAAAAUGAUAGUAACAAAAACAGCAUCCAAUUCUGUCCGGCUGCGUGUCUCUAGGGCCAGCGAGCUGGAAGCUGGGAAGUUUUUAUGUAAUGCAGAAUUAUGGCAAAGGCCUCAUGCAGAUCAAUGGGUCAUGAAAGCUAGUGCAACGUCAAACAUCCUGCAAGUGAUAGUUAGACCCCCAGUAAGCCUCUUGCAACUGGAGAAGCAAGUUGCAAGGAUACAAAAGAGGAUUAGUGACAUCAUUGAGAUCGAUUGUAGAAUUUUUGCUCAAACACAGAAUGAUUCUCAGUUCUCCGUUACCUGGUUCUUCAGUAAGUCACAGGGAGAAAAAGGGGAAGCUCUUCUGAACAUUAAUCGCAGUAAUAUCAUUCAGUACUAUGGUGAGUUGCGUACAAAUGAUCAAAAGAGGAUGAAGUUCCAGAUUGAGAAGCCUUCAAAUGAUCUUUACAAAUUAACUAUAGAGAAAGCUGAUGUAACCGAUGAAGGGAAUUACUAUUGCAGUGUCACAGAAUGGCUUUUGGACCCCAAUUAUGUUUGGUAUCAAGUGGGGGAGGCUGCUUCAGCAUUAACGUAUGUUCAAGUACAUACACCAGAUGCAAAUCUACAGGUUUCCGAUGGUAACAAAACUGUGUCGGUCACUGACAAUGUUGUUCUUGAACUGGAAUGCAAUAUUAUCAAUCAGACACAGGCCCAUUCACAGUUUUCAGUUGCAUGGUACUUCCAAAAUGAGAAUGAUUUCAAGGCCCCACUGGAGAAGCUCCUGCAAACUGAUCGCAAUAACAUCCUUCAGUACCAUGGCAGCUUCCAGACAAAUCUUCAGAAGUUAAAAUUCCAAAGUGCAAAAGUUUCCAACAAUAACUACAAGCUGAUCAUAUGGUAUCCCACAGCCAGUGACAAUGGCGUUUACUUCUGCAAAGUGGACGAAUGGAUCCUGAGUCCCCAGAAUGAAUGGGUUUGUCAGGGAAGUCGUCAGUCUGGAAUAACAACCCUUCGCAUCCUCACUUCAGGUCCUACUCUUCACUCAAAGGCCUGUGCCUCACCGCCAUUCUUCUACUUCCUAUUUGUCUACCCAUUCAUAAUCUUCGUGGCUCUUAUAAUUCUUGCCGCAUAUUUUUACUGGCAUCCAAGGAAGCCGAAGAAAACUCCUCAGCAAAAUAGUCUAUGGACACCAAUUGAAACAAUCAUUAGAGAGCCAAAAAAUGAAGUAGAUGCAAGUGUAAUAUAAUGUAUAGAAUUAUUUUAAUACCAUGCCAUUUUUGCUGGAGAAAUCAUGUCACAAAUAGCAGCAAAAUAAUGUGUGCUAGUGAAAAGUUCACACAAGUGCCAAACCAAAAGAAACAUUAAAACAAACAAGAAAUCUGAAACUAUCCAGUUUGCUUAUUAGUUAUGCUUAUUUUAAAAUUGGCAUUGGCACCUCUUGCCAUAUGAGAGAUGUAAAAACAUAAUUUUACUGAUUGUCAGAAUAGACUUGAAAGUUCAGCUUCCCUCAUGAUUCUUGGACUUCUAUUGUCUAAUUGAGUUUAUUUUAUUAUUGCCAGUCUUAAAUGUUCUUCUACUUGCGUAUUUCCCUUCCUAAAUUUAAAGUGUAUGCCACAUUUUUGCAAAUAUUUUUUUCAGUCCUUCUCAUGUUUUGAAAUUCUUGUCCCCAUUGCCCCAAAUCUAGAGCAAGAGGCAAUAAAACUUCUCUAGAUAAUCAGAGUACUGGGUUGGGUGAGCAAUUGAAAAACAUUAUGUCAUAAUUGGACUUGUUCAGCUUAUGUCCAACUCAUGAAUUAUAUUUCUUAAUAUAAUUUCUAAAUAUAGAGAAUAACUUGGUGGAUGAUACACUGAAUGUUCAAAGGCAAAGGUCAGAUCUCACCAAGUGUACUAUGGCUAAUGUUAUUCUUGAUAUAUAAAACACAGGAAGCAAUACAGAAAAAGAGACCUAUAGGAUAUGGUAGAUCGAAUCCAGGCAAAAGCCCAACAGGAAUAGCCCAUGUGCUCCCUGGAACCUACUCCCACAAUUCCAUAAGACCCUGGCUAAUCCUGUAGCUUGAACAUCCUAGACCGCUCAGUUUUCCAAUCCCUUUAUUCCCUUCAUGUUCAAGGGAAGCAAAAGAAAGAAAUUUCAAUUGAUAGAUGACAAAGUUAGACUCUAGUGCACAGAGUCCUGGAGGCACUGUGUCAUCAGUAUUCAAAAUGAACCCUUGUGUAAUUUGAUACAAGUUAAAACUUGGAGUGGGGGGGAUCUAUAUGGGGAAAAUACAAUUUGUAUUUCGUUAAUGACUUUGUGAUGGCAGGCUGAGAGAUACUUUAAGUGGAGUGGAUGAAGAACUUAAUGGGUCAAACAAAGAUCUUGGAUUAUAUUGAAUAUUUUUGUAGUUACAUAGGUUUAUUACUGUUUAAUAUUUUUGUAUUUUUAUAGAGAAAUGUCACUUUUUUAAGAUAUCUGUGGCUUUUUUUUAGCCCAUUGCUUUAAACAUGAAAGAGUGAUAAAUAUGGAAAAGGGUAAUAUAGCAGAUUUAAGUAAGUGCAAAUUGUAUCUUGGGCAAUUCCCAUUGCAGAAUGAUGCUCUGCCUGUCCAUUGGUUGAGCCCAAAGGAAAUGUGUUAAGCACAAAGAGAUCAUCAAAGGGAUUUGAAAAAGAUAACAUUUCCCGCUCUUAUUAUAGGGACUUUCUUAGUGUUUGUGCCAAUCUUCUCAGCACUAGAAGAUAUCAGGGUUGUUGGUGCAGGUAUGCAACCUGUCAAAUAUUAUGUUUAGAAGUAAACAAGCAUUUGGUUAUAGUUUAUCUCAGGAGCAACAAGACUAUAGCAUUCUCCACAGACGCAAGUAAAAAGCUGAAAACAUUCAACCGGUCAGGCAGCAUCCAUAGGGAGAGGAACAGAGUCACAACAUUUUGUGUCACGAGAUUUUGAUCAGAACUGGAAAUGUGGAAGGAGUGAGCAUGUGAGAAGUUGCAGAGAUGGGGGAGGGGUGCAGAGCAAACACAGAAAAUAUCUAUGAGCAAGCUCAUCAAAGUAAUAAUAAGUUUUUAAGAAAGAUAAUUAGAGACAGAAGGAAAAAUCAAAUUGAUACACAAGUACAACCACAUCUGUGGAAUAGGGGAAAAUUGCUAAUUACCUGCACAGAAUUCCCUGCCCAUUGCCAGCUAAAGACAAAAUUAAUGAUGCAGAAUUGUUUUAUAAAACUCUCCAUAAUAUCCAUUACAUUUGGCUAAAGAAAUGCAAGAAAGUGUAUCAAGGAGAUCAAUGGACAUCAUUGUUCAGGUGACCCAUUCUGCUUGUUGACAUGGAAUAUAGCCAGGCACCACUGCCCGGACAGGGUCCCGAUUGGCAGUCAAAUUGUUUCUGGAAGAUAUCUACGUCAAAAAGUAAAAUAAGAAUGGCACUAUCAGUGAAAUUUACAAUCAUCCAAACUUUUUACACCUACUUCUUUCAAAGCACGCAGUAGAAUCAGUUGCAGUCUUUACUAGUUAGUUACUGGAAAGCUCAAAAGCAGGAACAUAGUUAGAAGAGUUGUAGUGCCCUUAGUUCAAUACUUGAUGGCUUGUUUCCUACAUGGUAUCAACGACACAUCUGAAGUCUAAGGGGGUGUGGGGUGGUGGAGGAAGAGGACUGCGAAUUAGUUUGCCAAUUCUGUCUGUGGUCCAAACAGACUCUGUGCAGUCACAGAGGGGGUGGCAGCCAAGAGCUUUAUGAUAGUUGGUAAAUCAGAGCCACCUGACUAGGGUGAAGCAAAUGCAUGGUACAUUUCAGCAGUACACGUGACACAUAAGCUCCAUCUUUUUAUGAAUGACCCAUUGAGCUGUUCUUGAGGGGACAUGUCUGGGAAACUAAUCUAGUUUUUUUGGUGGGAACUUUGGAUGGGUGGGGUGAAAAAUUGGUGGACGGUUGAGUGGGUGAUGCUUGGAGAAUGCGUUUCCGUCCCAGCACUAAUGUGUUGUGGUAGGAUUUCCGGCCAGCCCUAGCACUUAAAUGAAGGCCGUGUCUUGAAAUAACUCAGGCAGCAAAAUUAGAUUUAGCACUCAUUUCUCAGCAAAAGGCUUCGAACUAGAAGUUUCUGUGUAGCACAACCAUUUGUUUUAUUUUUUUAUUUUAUAUAUGAUUGUCAAAUUUGCCUGGGUCCUGUGAUUAAGCAUGAUAUAGUUCCAGUGUUCUUGGUCCCCCACGUCUGUCUAUAAAUUGCAUUGUCACAGAAGCUGCCAGCAACCCAAAGGAUAUUUCUUUUCACUUCCAACAGUCAGGAAGAACGUAGGCCAAUUUUGUCCACACUCUUGAACUGCACCAAUGUACAUAUUGAAUAUCCAAAUGUGGACUUUGACUAUGCUAUUAAAUAGAAAUUUGUGCUAGAUGUCCUUGUACUAACCUUGGUGUGUUCCCACCUCGCACCACCACCUUUGAAGGUGCUGCUUUAAUACACCUCUUUUUGACCAGAAUGUUCUGGACUAUAAUUUUAGAAUGUACAAGAAGAAAGAUAAAUUGCUGCCACGGGAGAAUAUUAAAUGAACUCCAGACAUUGUGACCAGCAUCUGAUUUUAUAUGUCUGCAAUACUUGAUAUAUAUGGGCUUCUGUGACUUUCAAAGAAAAACAAUUUAUUUUAUGUUGCUUUUAAUUUCAAAUUUAUAAUUAUGUCUUAUGUUUUCAAGGAUAUACUGCUGUAAAUUUUAAUCUUACAAAAAUAAAG
Molecule: messenger RNA, 6798 nt
Organism: Mobula hypostoma (lesser devil ray)
Lineage: Eukaryota; Metazoa; Chordata; Chondrichthyes; Myliobatiformes; Myliobatidae
Product: immunoglobulin superfamily member 3-like
Exons: 10
Coding region: 272-3358 (1028 amino acids)
Cellular component (GO): membrane
Source: RefSeq, a predicted model, not a curated record